Arabidopsis lyrata subsp. lyrata is the source of this 1546-nucleotide messenger RNA. RefSeq names its product E3 ubiquitin-protein ligase RDUF1. The transcript has a single exon. The coding region runs from base 374 to 1282 and encodes 302 amino acids. Gene Ontology annotation, biological process: protein ubiquitination. Gene Ontology annotation, molecular function: ubiquitin protein ligase activity. NCBI's taxonomy places the organism in Eukaryota, Viridiplantae, Streptophyta, Magnoliopsida, Brassicales, Brassicaceae. The record is from RefSeq and is a predicted model, not a curated record. Gene Ontology annotation, cellular component: cytoplasm.
AAGUAGUUAUCAUUCACACAUAUACAUACUUAUAUAAUUUAUAAUAAUAAUCAACCAAUAUUAUCACUAAGAAAGAAUUAGAGAGUGCAAAGACUUUAAGAAACUUCAAAGAAUAGAGAGAGAUACAUAGACCGACCCACUACCAAACCUUCCGAAUAAAGCCAAGUAAAAAUGGUAGGCCCUUUAAUCCGUUCCCUUUUUUAUAUAUAAAAAAUGCAAAACAAAAAAGGGCCUUGAAAGGCUUUGAAAUCAAUCAUAAACCCAUUAUCACUAGUACUCAACCACAACCACUAACUUUUGUUUCUCCUCUCUUUUUUUUUUUUUCUCUCUCACAUUUUCUCUUUCUUUCUCUCACCACAACCACCACUUCUCAAUGUCCUCUUCCACCACCACAACAACCACCGUCCACGGCGAGCCUGAACGACGAACUUACUGGUGUCAUGAAUGCGAUAUGAGUUUAUCCCUCCUCUCCUCCUCCGAUUCCUCUCCUCUGUUAUGUCCCCAAUGCCGUCUCGAUUUCCUCGAACGUAUGGAUCACGAUUCUUCUUCUUCUAAUCUCUUUGACGUCACCAUCGGUGAUUUCGAAGAAGAUGAUGGAGACAACGAUGACGAAGACGAUGAAGAAGAUUGGUGUUUCGUUGAUCCAGCGGUUAAUUCCGAUGAUAAUUUCCUCCUCGAUAGUCCUUACCUUCACCGUCUUCUUCGUCAUCUCGCUUCCGAUAAUUCAGGAUCGUCUUCUUCUUCCUCCUCUUCAUCUUCUUCUUCGUUGUUGAAAUCUUCAGAUAUCGAUUCGAUUCCCACGAUUCAGAUCUCGUCUUCUAUGCUCUGUUCCACCGAUGAUUCAGAUCCAGAUUCCGUUUUACUCUGCGCCGUUUGCAAAGAGGAUUUCGUCGUCGGAGAAUCUGCUCGGAGAUUGCCGUGUAGUCAUAUAUACCACUCCGAUUGCAUCGUCCCUUGGCUCUCGGAUCAUAACUCGUGUCCGCUUUGCCGAUUUGAGCUACCUACGACGGCGAAGGUGGGAAUUGGUGGUUCGGAGUCUGAGAUGAGAAUCCGAUUAUCGGAUCUGGCUACGAUUGCUGCCGACGGAGAUGAUGUGGAAGACGAUUGGCUUGGAAUAAGAAACGCGUUGAGAAGACUGGCUCGUCGUCAUGAGCAGAUGAGAUUGGGAGUGGGAGAGAUGGAGAGGAAUUUGGCUCGGACUGUUUCAGGUCUUGGAAUUGGUUUGAGGAGAGGAGAGAUUGAAUCAGAGAGAAGAAGCAACGCCACAACGACGCCGUUGUAAGAACGCUUUUAAGCAAAUAUUUCGAAAUUCAAAUAAGCGUAUGUGUGUGAGUUUUUUUUUUUUUUUUUUUUUCAAAUUCUCAGCUCUCUGUUUAUUUAACAGAUCGGCUUUUUAAUCGAUUAUUGAUUAUAGUAACAAUAAGGAGAGUUGUUUUUUUUUUUUUUUGCUCAAUGCUUUUUUACUUUUUAGUCACAUGUUGAUGAUCUCUUUGCUUUUGUCUACUUUCGAUACAAUUAUUGAUGAAAUAAACGUACGUAACUGUAA